Messenger RNA from Oryzias melastigma (Indian medaka), 1243 nucleotides. Its product is annotated as putative pre-mRNA-splicing factor ATP-dependent RNA helicase DHX32. The transcript has 2 exons. The record is from RefSeq and is a predicted model, not a curated record. NCBI's taxonomy places the organism in Eukaryota, Metazoa, Chordata, Actinopteri, Beloniformes, Adrianichthyidae. The coding region runs from base 272 to 856 and encodes 194 amino acids. Gene Ontology annotation, cellular component: intracellular anatomical structure; spliceosomal complex. Gene Ontology annotation, molecular function: RNA binding.
GCAGACGUUAAAGUCUCUGCCAAUCUACUCCGUCUCACACCAGCGCCUAUGUGUGAGUGUGUGUGUGUGUUUGCGUGAGUGUGUGCUGAUGACCACACUGUGGGAUUAGUAGCCACAUGACAACACUGGGCUGGACGCCCACUGAGCCCUUCAUUGUGUUUUGCUCGCAGCAGACGCAGUCUGACUGCAGCCGGUUCACUGAAAGCUGGAGAUUUCCAGGCUUCAUCUGUGUGAUCCUGUAAAUGAGGUCGGAAGCGGGCAGACUCUCGUGAUGGAGCAGGACGCCGCCAGUUUAAGUGGAGAGGACAACUUUGUGGGGAAAUCACCCUGCUGCUCUGACUCCGAGGCUCUGAGUCAAGGAGACAAAGAUUACACCGACAUCCUGGAGCUGAAUCAGUUUGAUGGACUUCCUUAUUCGUCUCGGUUUUACAAGCUGAUGGAGGAAAGGAAAGAGCUGCCGGUGUGGAGAGCAAGGAGUGAAUUCAUGGACACGCUGGCCCAUCAACAGUUUGUUGCUGUCAGUGGAUUUGCCAAAACAGGAAGAAGUUCCCAAAUUCCCCAGUGGUGUGCCGAGUUCGGCCUGUCAGUCCAGUUCCAGCAUGGCAUGGUGGUCUGCACCCAAACCCAUUCCCAGCAGGCCGUGGAUCUCGCCCUGAGAGUGGCAGAUGAAAUGGACGUGAACAUCGGCCAUGAAGUGGGGUACAGCAUCCCUCUGGAGAAAUGUUGUACCAGCGAGACGGUACUAAGGUGUGCUAUUCUUCAGAGCCACAGAUGUUUCCAAAGCUCCUUUAGGUUUUUUUUCCCCCUUUUCUUGUUAGAAUGCACCGUCAUGAAACCCCGCCUUAAAGAGAGGUGAACAAAAGGCUUGAGGGGCUCCAUUCAGGGGCUUCACACCAGCUGCCCGUCUCCCCGUCGACCCAGAUGUCACGCUCUCCGUGUGGGUCGCUCAUAAGUUAUGCAGAACAAAAGCACUCAGCACAAUGAGGGAAGAGAGAUAAACUGGGAUCUAAUCCAAACCAAAAUGCUGUUUUCCAGGCGAUACCGAUUCUUUGGGUAGAGAUACGAUCAGUAUCGUUGAUAUUGAUAUUUUUCAUAAACUGGGUGGAUGUGAACCUCAAAAUCUCACUUUUUAACCAAUGUGAAUAUUUUUUUUGUAAGAUUCCAUAUUUAAAACUAAGACUGGGCGAUACUUAGCAUUUGGGUAUUGAUCUGGUACUGAUCCGAUGCUGGUCAAUAUAGCUGA